Arabis nemorensis is the source of this 1185-nucleotide messenger RNA. The record is from the annotation of a GenBank genome assembly. NCBI's taxonomy places the organism in Eukaryota, Viridiplantae, Streptophyta, Magnoliopsida, Brassicales, Brassicaceae.
AUGAAAAGAGGCGGAAAUCCCAAAAAGCGACCCCCUCCGUCGCAUACCCCACCGGCGGGAAGGCAUCGAGCCACCGGUAAUCCGACUCCAUCUCCGGUAAUCGAAACCCUAGAGGAUGAAUUUGUUGACGAAGAUGUGUUCAUGGACGAAGCCCUAAUUCUCGGCGAAGAAGAUGAGGAAUCCCUAAUUCUUCGGGAUAUGGAGGAGCAUGAAGCCGUGUCUGCACGGUCUUCGACUUGGGCUCGACCUCCUCUCUCACCUGCUUAUCUCUCGAAUUCGGAGAGUAUCAUUUUUCAGAAAUUGGAGAUUGAUGAUGUACUUAAAGAGAGUAACAAGGAGCUGUUACCGGNUUNCUCAGGGCAANCUGCAGUCAUCAGGAUUUUCGGUGUAACCAGAGAAGGUCAUAUUCUGUGCUGCUUUGUUCAUAAAGGCAUACAACUUCAUGGAUUGGGAAAUUGGAUCGAAGUGCCUGCUGGAAAAUAUAAGAAAAACGCAAGAACUUUCACAUACUGCCAAUUGGAGUUCAAUUGCCUGUUCUCAGAUUUGAUCAGUCAUGCUGCAGAAGGUGAAUACUCGAAAAUGGCUCCAUUCCGUGUACUAAGUUUCGAUAUUGAGUGUGCAGGUCGUAAAGGACACUUUCCAGAGGCUAAGCAUGAUCCUGUGAUCCAGAUAACGAAUCUUGUAACUCUUCAGGGAGAGGAUCAACCAUUUAUACGCAAUGUCAUGACUCUUAAGUCAUGUGCUCCAAUCGUAGGCGUAGAUGUCAUGUCUUUUGAAGCAGAAAGAGAGAGAGCUGCAGCAAUGGGAAUAGAGGAUUUUUCUCUUCUUGGUCGUGUAAAGAACAGUAGGGUCCAAGUCAAGGACUCAAGAUUUUCGUCAAGACAACAAGGAACAAGGGAAAGUAAAGAGACCACUAUUGAAGGGCGAUUUCAGUUUGACCUUUUUCAGGCAAUACUUAGAGACUACAAAUUAAGUUCUUAUUCGCUGAAUUCUGUCUCAGCUCACUUUCUUUCCGAGCAGAAAGAGGAUGUCCAUCAUUCUAUAGAAAGAGGACAGAGUAUCAAGGUUCUAUCUCAGCUUCUUAGAAAAGCUAAACAGAAGAACCUGGUUCUUCCGAAUGCUAAACAGUCUGGGUCCGAACAAGAAGCUAUGAAGGCGCAACUAAGCACGAACAGGUUUCUAUGA